GAGCCUACGUCAAUAGUGGUGUACAGAUGGAAAUCCAGUGUCUGCUCACCCCCACUACAAGAACACGAGGCCCUUGUCAGCAAUGUUAUUGAACUAUCUUCCCACGAUGGCCAACGCUUGCAAUUCAAUGCCAUGGUGACUUUAUCAGUUUCUCACAGUGCACCGGGCCUACGGGGCUACGAAGUGGUGAUAAAAAGGCAGAUCAACAGGAAGACCAAUGAAUGGAAAGACGUGAGUGGAACCAAGGACUUGCGCCGUCGCCAAGGUAUAGAAAUUUUCUCUAUGUAGUGGAUUUAUGGCAACUAUAGAGAACCGUUUGGCAGAUCCUGCAUGUUUCCCUAAGCGGGAGGCAGGGUACGUCAUCCGUAUUGCUGAAGGGUUUGUUUGUUUAUUUUUUUUGAGAUAGUGUUUAUUUAUUAAGUGUUGCAGUUGCGAUUGCGCUGUCGAUCUGAAGCUUGUUUCCAGUCUUGAUUUCUAUAACGUCAGUCUUUUUUAGAUGGCAAAGGAAAUAAAAAAAGAGCAUAAUUAUUAUGAUAGUUACAUUUUACUUGUAUUUUUUGUCGGUAGCAGAUAUCGAAGAUGAGCACCCUUCUUACAAGGAUAUACCAGACCUUUUAUUCCCCGUUGCCCAAGCUGAUAUAAAUGAGAACUCAACAUAUGCAGUGGUUUGCCGUCUCAAAUCUUCUCCGCCUUACACCAUCACAUCUACUGGCGGUUUAUUCAUUCAUCCUGAUUAUCCAGGCGUGACGGUUACAGUCCCCGAGAAUGCUGUUGCACCCGAGUCACCGUUUACCCUGGAGUUAAAGGUUGGUGUGAUUCAAAAUAAAGACAGUAUUGACAUGCGGGCAAAUAAAAUCAGCCCCAAGGCAAAGUGCAACGGUUUCUUAUAAAUGACGAUCUAAUAAUGACCAGUCUAGAGGGCUUGACUGAAAAAUCGUUUACUGAAUAUUUGGAGCGAUCUUUUUGUUCCUUGAAUUACGUUAACGUUUUAUUUAACUGGGGAAUCCACGUCAAUUUUAACCAUAAAAGAAUAGAAUGAAAUUAACUGCUGAUGAUUACUCUUUUAAAUGGUACAGGUGCAAGAAGUUCCAAAUGAAGAAUUUAAAGGAGAAGAUGUAUUUCUUGGACCUAUUCUGCGAAUUAAUUGCUUUGAAUUUAUCCAGCUUUUAAGACCUGUUACCAUUCAGCUGCCAGUUUCUCUUCGAGACCAACAAGACUUUAAACCAGAUCCCAUUGAAUACCGUGUGAGAGUGUUUUUCAUGAAUUGCGAGGAGGAAAAAAAGGAAUGGACUGAACUCACUGAUCUUGUGGAACCGACACAGUUUGAUGCAAAGUUUGUUAGGAUCCAAGUCCAAAGAUUUUCUAGGUAAAGAUACUUAAGAAAUCGCUAGUAUUUACCAGAUAGAUGGCCAGUUGAGUCCCUUUUUGUCCAAAAUGGUGAUCCAAGUUCAUUCAACGUUGUCGGGUGCAACAUUUUAGAGCCGUUUGAACACCAUGUUGAACGGCGCUGGGUGUUGCUGGAUCUUGUUUGAACGUUCAAACUUAACAUUCAACAUCGUCAGUUAUUUCUUUUGUUCAGGUGUGCGAUGGCCUCAAUGUUGAAUGGGCGAACGCUCAAUUAAACUCGCCCCUUUUCCACGAAAAUCCCGCCUCCCACACUUUUUUCAUCCGUGACUUUCCCGAACCCCACCUUUUUUUUUGAAAAUAUACAAGUAAAAAAAGUCCAAUUGUUGCCAAAGCGAAUAAAUGUAAGAUGUAGAUAGGCCAUUGCGAUUGAUAUUUAGCCUCUUCACUUGUGCUUCACAUUUCUUGUAAAUAAUCAGCUCAGGAUUCCCUCUUCAUCUACACAAGGCCCUAUUCAACGAAGUCGGAUGAUGCGAAGCAGUGGCACUGCUUAACAACUUCUUUGCAGUUGGUGGGUCGGCCUAAGCGCACCGUUAGGUUCUUAAAAUGCGUCGAAGUAAUAAACAAAAAUGCCGGUACCUCUUUCAAAGCAUCUCUAAGUCAAAUUUUCAAACAAUACCCAUGCGAGGCGAUUUUAGUUACCAUCUGCCUGUCAGGUGGUUAGCAAAAAAUAUCAACUCAAAAAGUAGAAAAGAACGUUUUUCCUUUUCAAUCGACUGGAAACUUUUUCUUGGGCUCAGUGAUUUACGUAGAAUAAUCCAACAUUUGACCGUUGCCAUUUUAAGACUCGUAACAAUCUAUCUACCCUGCUUUACACUAAUUUUUCGAUUUUUUCGUUGUUUUAGAUAUUCGUUUAGCCUUGAGCGGCGUAAAGAAAACUCCAGAGAUUAUGGACAGGGGAUUUUAAGUUACCUUACCCGCUUCACUAGAACGCAGCCCCAAGCAGCAAGUUUCGUCGCUUACUUUCGUCCACAUAUUCCAAACAUUUUGUCCCUUAUUUGUUGCCCUGCUCACCUCAGAGAAGAGGUGAUUCAGAAUCUUGAAAAAAGGGAAGUAACGUUUGCUGAUGGCAACUCGAUGGAAGAUAUGAUACCUGGAGAGGACAAAGCCUUUGUGUUUUUGUCAGGAGGAAUGCGCCCAUUUGAUGAGGAAGACCUGGAAAGAAUUUUUCUCAAGUAAGCUAAUUUAUUGCUUAUUCAAAAUAUUUUCUUAUUUUCUUGAAAACCAACCAACGUUGACCAAAUUCGGAAGACGUUUACAAUAUCCAGAAAAUGACGUCAAUGCUGCAGCUUAAUGCCAAUAAAAUGGACUGCGGCCGAAAAGUCCUGAUAAGAGUUUGAGUUGUGUUGGUAGAUCAGUACAAAAUGGCGGAACAUACAUCACUGUGCAUGCUUUUUAAGAACAGACCGAUCUGAACAGUCAUCAUUAAUAGCUGAAUUCUCUCCGGUGACUGGACAGUUCUGUCUAAUGGUAAGCGAAAGAUUACGUCGGCACUAUAUCAUGCAUGUUUCUGUCUUACAUUUAAACAGGUUAUUAAAAGACGAUAUUAAGUUUAAGACUGAAUUGCGAGUUCUUCUCGUUGAUGACGAAGACCUAGCACAAGUGGAAUUUCGAAACACCUCGAUACACACGGACAGAAUGCGUCUGUUGUGUAAGUUUCACUUAACUUUGCCCUCUCGCAAAAUGCCUCGCGCGGUAAGUAUAACCUAUCAUUUUAAGCUUGAGCAUUUCAUCUGUUCAAAUCUUCUAUCAGUUGAAUAAUUCUAGGUCGGUUAUUUCACGGAAUUUAGCAUAUGUUUAACAAAUCCACGAGUACCGCGUUCUAGGUCAUUUCAUCAGUUUGCCAAACCGGCUAUUAUAUCUAAACACUGUUUAUCGUUAAUAAUUUCAUGAAAGCACAUAGUGUAGACUAGAAAAGCAUUUAUAUGGAGAUUCCAUGAUUUCUUAAACCGCGGCCUAAGUUAGACUUCGUUUCAAUAACCAACCAGUUGUAUUGCAACUUAAGAGUGAACGAGCAGUUUGGUCAAGGUACACUGUAGUUGUAAGUUGUUUCUUGUAGAAUUUUAGCCUGCCCAAGCAAUGAGAAAGUUACUCAAAUUGCUGCAGGUAUUAAAAUUAAAAUCAUGUCAUUAAAGACAAUCAAGACUUUCCUCUUAAUUAAUAUUACAAAUAUUAACAUUCCAGUGGGUAUUGUGAGAAAACAGCCAACAUUUCGCGACGCAACCACUGUUUUCCCCGCGAAAUUACGUCUGAGAAACGAGUGCAGAAAUUCCAUACUGAUGACGUGUUUCCACCCAGAUCUGAGUAGUGUUUCUGAUCGGUUGAAGCAAAAUUCCAUCGAAUAAGAAGCACUACCCAGAUCUCUAAAACCUCUUAGUUCAGAGUCUUUCUGACCCUCAUUCGCAAUCAAGGUUACGGUCUCUAUGCUAUUCAAAAAUUAUAAUUUUUCACCUUUUAUGCCUUUCUAGGCAGGUCAGGAUUUGAGAGAGCUUGAGCGACAGCCUGGUAAGUUUUCAGUUUUUCAUGAUAUAUUUCCACUUCUUUUACUCAAAUUUAAUUCAGUUUAGGUAGGCUCCUGGUUUUAAGAUAUUGCCUUAUGAUCUUCUAUAAACUGUGUCUGCAAGAUUAGCUUGUGACUCCGGCAUUAUCAGAACUUGUAAGCUUUAAUGGAACGGAUAUCUCAAAUUUAUUGGCUGUUCUCAAGACUUUAGAGGGUCUUUAGAAGCUUGCCAGUCAAUUUUCGGUUUGGACGGUCUGUGAAGUCUGUGCAGUUGAGACAUCGAAGUCCACCAAACGUGAAACCACCAUUCACUAACAGCCAUCCUAUGGCGCUAGCUUACUCACAAUCCCGCACAAUCAAUAAAUAACACUGUAUGAAGAAGAGCAGCAGUGGAAACGUCGUUCUUUUAUUCGGGAGUGUCCGUAUCGCUCUUUGUUUGCUCUGAAUGUCUUAUUUGUGUGCAUGCCGUAUUCGCCACUUUGAGGUUGCGCGGGAGACCGGGGCGAGGUGGUUUUCAAAGGGCAUUGUGGGACUGUUUUGACAAACUUGGCGCCAUGUUGAAAAUGCGCGCCCCAAAACAGUCCCACAAUGCACUUGACAACCAUCUCCACCCGGUCUCCGCGCAACCUCAAGGUAGCGAAUUCCAUCGGUCCAAGAGAGAAUAAUGGAAGAGAGAGGGAAACGCCCAGUCUCCCUAUCCCUUCACCAAAGUUAUUCCCUUCACCAAAGUUAUUUUUAGACCAAUUAUACGCUUGAAUUAAUCGGAAGUCGGUUUCCGAAGAGGGCCGCAAACUUUCAUUCAGUGUUGUCAGGAGAGAAUUUAACAGUCGCCAUUACAAUAUUCUGCAUUUUUUGUUUUGAGGAAGUUAACGCGUGGACUUGAUGACAUUUCAAACCGACCAGUGCCCUAAGAUUCCCCCUUUGUCUCAUUACUCUCCCUUGGUCGGUCUGAAGAUGGCCAUGAAGGCAUCGAUUGCUUAGCAUGUUGAUCGUUUUUCUUUCCACAGAAAUCAAAGAUGGCAGUCCAUCACCCGAUGAACUGGAAGGUCUAUCAGAAGAAAUUAGUGAGAAGUGGAAAAAGCUUGGUCGUCGGCUACAUUUCGGUGAAGCACAAAUAACAGAACACGACAAAAACAACGAUAAACUUUCUGAAAAAGCAUACAAAUUGCUGAUGGCUUGGAAAGGAAGGGACGCCUCAGCUGCAACUUACAGUGUUUUGCACAAAGCACUGUCCGACGUAGAACGCAGAGAUUUAGCACAAGGGUUUUGUUGUCAGUGAAAAAGGUAUUUUGCCAUUUUCUUUACAUUAUAGAACUACUGCAGCCGGAUAUUGAAAAGUUAAAAGAGGCCUGUUAAAAGUUUGCAACGAUACGUGCUCUUGAAUGCCUUGACCUGGAAUUUCAUCGUGUUGAACGUUUCAUCCACUCUCAUUUCGUGUUAUGUGGUCUUUUACUAAAUCUAGCGAAAGCAAAAAAAAUAGGUUGAUCCCAAGUUAGAUAAAUAGCUUUAUUUUUCGUAUUUACUGCUCCCAUGCUCACUUAAAAGCCAUUUCUUAAACUGUGAUAAGAGGUCUUAGCCAAUAAGAUAUGUUUCUAAUGUAAAAGAAAAAUCAGGCAGUUCAAUUAGAGUUUGAUUGGAUGGGUUUCUUGGCACUUUUUGUCCGCCUUGUUCAUGUCUUCAGCUUUCCCGCCUCAGUCGUCCCAUAAGGGUCGGUUUCUAUCUGUAAAGUUUUUAUCUCUAUCGAAAAUUUCACACAGUCACAAAGCCUGCUUGUUGGUUUUCUGAUAUGACUGAACCAACUCAUUUUCAAGUCGUGCAUUGAAAAUUAAAAAAGUCUGUUUCAGCCCCAAAGUACCAAUUUAGCCCUGCAGGGUAAAGUCUAAUUCAGCCUCCACUGAGCCAUUUGAGCACAAUUUAAGCCAAGAGAGCUCAAUCAAAAGCCUAUUCAAGCCCUAGCUAAUUGGACUGAAUUGACCUUGAUAGGGGAGCCACAUUAGACCCGAAAAUUGCGCUGUAUUAUGCUCAUCGAAACGGCCCAGAUCUUUCUGGUUUACAUGCAGUGUGCGUAAAUUGUUCGCGCGCACUGUUACCAGUAUUCCCUAUGUCUAAUGUCAUGGCUACGUCAACGAGUAAACUUUAUUGUCUUUUCCACAGUUUAUGGAGAGGAGAGAGAGAUAAUCACAAGGUACGUUUUUUCCUUUUCUUUUAAAAAGCGGAAAAAUUCCUCAGUCCAGCGAAAACUUGGGAGCCGCUAACCUGAGUUUCAGGCUUGGGAGAGCUGGAGAUUUGAAAAGACGAUCGCGGAAGAGGGCGGGGGUGUGGGAAGAGAAAUAAUGAGGAAAACUGCAUGACCGUAAAAGGUUGUUGAGUGGCCAAUAUGAAUCAAACCCUUCAAGGGUAAAAGAGUCCGUGUCUAUUCGCCAGGGCUUUUUUUCCCUUUACUCGCUUCCCUCUUUGGGCCUAUUCUUCUCGUCUUCUCUCUGCUGCGUUUCCCUUUACUGCGAACCCGUCAUAAUUCAUUUGGGAGGGGUGGGGGGUGACUGGUAAAAGGAAAAUGGAAGGGACUGCAGUGGUUUCUCUGACUUGGUUUUUCAUUUUGUUAAACCAUACUGUUAUGUGUCAUUAGUUGUGCAAUCAAACUGACGCACUCUUGUUGUGCUUUCUUUUACAGAGGGGUUUCGUACUAUUUUCCGACUUCGAGAGAAGGAACUGGAAAAAAACUGAACAGACCAGCAAAACUGAGCAAUGAAUUUGAA
This is a messenger RNA of Porites lobata, 6660 nucleotides long. The record is from the annotation of a GenBank genome assembly. NCBI's taxonomy places the organism in Eukaryota, Metazoa, Cnidaria, Anthozoa, Scleractinia, Poritidae.